Chelonoidis abingdonii (Abingdon island giant tortoise) is the source of this 711-nucleotide messenger RNA. Lineage: Eukaryota; Metazoa; Chordata; Testudines; Testudinidae. The record is from RefSeq and is a predicted model, not a curated record.
CCCUGCCCUGGCGAACGGCCCCUCAGCUUCCCACACACCCAGCGAGCAGCUUUCCCGAGGAUGUCCUGGAGCGAUAUCCUGUAUCCAGACAACCCGGCGAGGUGGGAGAGGGUGACGCGGUUACACCAGGAGCUGAUCAACUGCAUAGAGCUCAAUUUUGAUACCACCAAUGAGCUGAUUGAAGCCUUGAACACACACUGUCAGUGCAAGUUGCACAGUGUUAAGAUGAACAUGAACGGCACCGUCCAGGACAACUGUAACAUACUCCUCGCAGCCAUAAAGUCUAUCCAAGACAUUCUGCAGGCCAUCGAUGCAAAGUUGAAGAGCAACCUGGAGCCAGAUCUCUACCGAAAGCUUCACGAUUUCCAGGAACCUGAUGCCACAAAGAUGCUGAUUCUUCGCAAUGUGUCCACAGUGGUGAGCAGCCUCGCUGGGACUGUGGCCAUGGGGUUCUUUAUCAAGCUGGCGUUGUCACAGGUGGUGGGCAGAGUCCUGAGCCAAACAGCCAUGGUCUUGGCCAAGAUUGGUGCCUCAGUGGUUGGUGCCAUGGCUGGCGUGUUACUGGGCAUCGGUGUCGACUUGAUUCUCAGCGCGAUCCUGGGUGCCAUAGAGAGAGACCAACUGGAGGCGAAGAUUGAGGAGCUCAGUGAGUUGGUGGGUGAGUUCAAGCCAGCCUCCAAGGAGUAUAACAAAGCCAUCAUGAAGAUCACC